AUGCUCAAGAAGUGGUGGACCAAAAUAACAGUGCCAGUUUACAAGAAAAAAAAACAAAUUCAAAUCCUUCAGGAUGUUAUUGUUAAGCCAGCUUCUACAAGCAGUGAAACUAAAACUUUUCAAGAACCUCGCUGCAGUUUAUCUAUUGCUUUUCAAGAACCUAGCUUCAGUUCAACUUUACACGAUAGCUCAAUACAGAAUAAUCAAAGUUCAUUGACAAAUUUGAAUAUUUCUACAAUUUAUGGUAAAGAUUUAAAUACAGAUGCAUCUAAUAACAAUUAUACUCCCAACCCUUCCGAGAAAAUCUGUGCAAUAUAUGACACUCAAACGCAAAAUGAACAAAUUUCAUUAACAUAUUUGAAUAUUCCUGCAAAUUCUGCUAAAGAUUUUGAACCCGAUUCAUCUGAUGAUAGUUAUGCUCCCAACUCGUCUGACCUAGAAACUGAUUCUUCUUACUCCGACGAUAGUGAUGGUGAUGAUAGCGUAAUAACUUACUAUGAAAACAGUUCUGAAACCGAAUUAGUUCAAAUACUUGAAAAUACUCAAUGUACAGAAAACAAUAAUUUUAAUGAGUGGGAAGACAUUAACGAUACAAAACCUGAUUUCGAUGAAUUCAUAGAUAAUUGUAGACCGAACAUUCCGGAUAAUACUAUAACGCCAGCAGAUUUUUACAGUUUUUUAUUUUUACAUUUGUAA
This is a messenger RNA of Parnassius apollo (apollo), 696 nucleotides long. Lineage: Eukaryota; Metazoa; Arthropoda; Insecta; Lepidoptera; Papilionidae. The record is from the annotation of a GenBank genome assembly.